Molecule: messenger RNA, 2477 nt
Organism: Tupaia belangeri chinensis (Chinese tree shrew)
Lineage: Eukaryota; Metazoa; Chordata; Mammalia; Scandentia; Tupaiidae
Gene: TMEM87B
Product: transmembrane protein 87B
Biological process (GO): retrograde transport, endosome to Golgi
Cellular component (GO): Golgi apparatus; Golgi cisterna membrane
Source: RefSeq, a predicted model, not a curated record
GGCCGCGCCGCCGCCUUCCUGUUGGGGGCCGGCUGCUGCGCGUCGCCCUCUGCCUGCUGUGCUGGGCCUUGGCGGCUGUGGACGCCGUCCCCGAGCUCGGGCUCUGGUCAGAGACAGUCAACGAAAAAUCAGGACCUUUGAUAUUUAGGAAAACUAUGUUUAACUCUACUGAGAUCAAGUUUUCUGUUAAGUCAUUCAGUUGUUCUGGGCCUGUGAAGUUUACCAUAGAAUGGUAUUUGAAGUAUCAUACCUGUCACAAUGAAUAUUAUACACUGGAUGAGCUGUCCCAAAAACAUGAACUUCAUGACGAAGACUUCUGCAGUCAUUAUUUCAAGAGCAUUGAAUGUUGGACAACAAGAAAUGAAAAUUUAUAUUGCAACAGUGAUUUACAGGUGUUUCCUCCAUUGACUAACAAAGAAUUAAUAACAAAUACCAGGAAUGUUUCAAACCAGGAGGGAUCAAUGGAUGUUGUAGCCAAAACACAGCGAGCUGGAUAUCAUAUCUUUAUUGUUUCUAUUAAAACAGAAAAAACAGAUGCAAGCUGGAAUUUGAAUGUUUCUCUUUCUAUGGUGGGACCUCAUGGAUAUAUCUCUGCAUCAGAUUGGCCUCUAAUGAUUUUUUACAUGGUGAUGUGUAUUGUUUACAUAUUAUAUGGCAUACUCUGGCUGAUGUGGUCUGCCUGUUAUUGGAAAGAUAUAUUAAGAAUCCAGUUCUGGAUUGCAGCCGUUAUUUUCUUGGGAAUGCUGGAAAAGGCAGUUUUUUAUUCUGAAUACCAAAACAUUAGCAGCACUGGACUGUCAACCCAAGGUUUAUUGAUAUUUGCGGAGUUGAUAUCUGCCAUUAAGAGGACGUUGGCUCGCCUCCUUGUGAUCAUCGUGAGCUUGGGCUAUGGCAUCGUGAAGCCUCGUUUAGGAACAGUCAUGCACCGGGUGAUUGGAUUGGGACUUCUUUACCUUAUCUUCGCAGCGGUCGAAGGCGUGAUGAGAGUCAUUGGGGGUUCCAAUCAUUUAGCUGUUGUUUGUGGUGAUAUUGUUUUAGCAGUUAUUGACUCCAUUUUUGUAUGGUUCAUUUUUAUAAGUUUGGCACAAACUAUGAAGACUCUAAGGCUGAGAAAGAACACAGUGAAAUUUUCAUUAUACAGGCACUUCACAAAUACUCUGAUCUUUGCCGUGCUGGCCUCUGUAGUGUUCAUGGUGUGGACAACUAAGACAUUUAGAAUUGCAAAAUGCCAAUCAGACUGGAUGGAACGCUGGGUUGAAGAUGCAUUUUGGAGCUUCCUUUUUUCAGUUAUCCUUAUCGUGAUAAUGUUUUUGUGGAGACCGUCAGCAAAUAAUCAGAGAUAUGCCUUCAUGCCCUUAAUAGAUGAUUCCGAUGAUGAAGUUGAAGAAUUCAUGGUGACAUCUGAAAAUAUAACUGAAGGAAUAAAGUUAAGAGCCUCAAAAACAGUUUCUAAUGGAACAGCCAAACCUGCUACUUCUGAUAAUUUUGAUGAAGAUUUGAAGUGGGUGGAAGAAAAUAUUCCCUCUUCGUUCACAGACGUAGCUCUUCCAGUGUUAGUAGAUUCAGAUGAGGAAAUCAUGACCAGAUCUGAAAUAGCUGAAAAAAUGUUCUCUUCGGAAAAGAUUAUGUGAUUGAAACUCGAUGAAAGAAACCUAGUUAAUGGUGAGGCACUGUUUUGAUUCAGCACAGGCAAUUUCUACUGUGUUACCUUGGAGAUCCGUGUAUUAAAAUGAAGGAUUCAGGUGGUGGGAGGGUUUUGCAACACUUUUAAAGUGGACUCUUUAUGUUGGUUUAAUGUUUGUUAAAUUGCCUGGCUUUGGAAGUAAUCUGAGGAAAGUAUUAUAAUAAGAAUAUGUGCACAAAUGCCUCUUAGCUGAUAGGCAUAUAAUCUGGAUUCUCUCUUUUCUCUUGAAAAUAUGAUAAUUCCAGAUUUAAAAAAAAAAAAGCACUCCUAUUUAUUCCGCUGAGAUAGAUAAUGUGAUUCUUCUGAAGCAUAGUAUAUCAGUGUCUCCAUCUUGUGAGUUUAUAGCUACUAGAUGCAAUUAUUAUUAUCAUUAAUUUUCUUUGACUUUUAUACUGAAGUGAUUUGAUGUUAGAACACAGGCAUGUUUAUAUGUUUAAGUUUACCUUAAAAACAAAGACCUGUUUUUAAGUAUCGCCGAGCACAUCAGAUCAUGGAGGUGGGUCUUCUCUGAGCUCAGGGGUACACAAGUGCACAGAAAGAGAAGGCAAAAGGGUCACCUGCAAAGGUUCAUUCCACCACUGUCCCCUCACUCGGGCCGUGCGUACAUGUGCUGCUGCUGAGUCUGCUGGGGCCAGGUGGGGGAUGCCUGGCCUCAUGGCUCCCCCUGAGCACUUCCCACUGGCAGGCUGGGAGACUCAUUACCAGUGAACUUUGUAGAAACAAUAACUGUACCUUUAAAGAUUCUUGGCAUAUUCUGUGUCAUAAUAAAACACAUAUUUAAUUGUACAACACA